Miniopterus natalensis is the source of this 1472-nucleotide messenger RNA. It is a transcript of the gene CUEDC2, whose product is annotated as CUE domain containing 2. Lineage: Eukaryota; Metazoa; Chordata; Mammalia; Chiroptera; Miniopteridae. Gene Ontology annotation, molecular function: ubiquitin binding. The record is from RefSeq and is a predicted model, not a curated record.
AUCAAAGACCACAAAAAGAAUCUGGAUUUAUCUGAAGGGAAGUGGGAAGUUACUGAUAGAUUUCAAGCAGGAAAAACAUUUUUUUGUAAUGGUCACACAACUGAUUUUUGUGGAGAAUAGGUUAUUGGGUGAAAGAUGGUAGUGGGGAGAAGUGUGAGGAAGCUCUUGCAGUUAAGAGAUGGAGCAGAGUGGAAGUAGAAAUGCAGAGAAGUAGAUGUGUUGAGAGAUACAUUGUCAGGGCUUGGUGACUGGAUCUGGAAAGGUUGUCAAAGAUAAUUCCCACGCUUGUGACAGGAACAGCCCGGUGUGUGGACAUGCAUUUACUGAAGACAGCUUUGGAGGAGUAAAAGACUUGGGUGUGCCACAGAAGAUACUGGUCUAGAGGAUUGGACAUUUGGGAAUUGGUGACAUGGAGUUGAAGAGGAGAGAGAAUGGAGCUGGAGAGGAUUGUCAGUGCAGCCCUCCUUGCCUUUGUCCAGACGCACCUCCCAGAGGCUGACCUCAGCGGCUUGGAUGAGGUCAUCUUCUCCUAUGUUCUCGGGGUCCUGGAGGAUUUGGGCCCCUCAGGCCCGUCAGAUGAGAACUUUGAUAUGGAGGCCUUCACUGAGAUGAUGGAGGCCUAUGUGCCUGGCUUUGCCCACAUCCCAAGGGGUACAGUAGGGGACAUGAUGCAGAAGCUCUCAGGGCAGUUGAGUGGUGCCAGGAACAAAGAGAACCUGCAACCACAGAAUUCUGAGGUCCAGUGUCAGGUGCCCAUCUCUCCAGAGCCCCUGCAGCGACCUGAAAAGCUCAAAGAAGAGACUAGGGCUUCUCCUGCUACUGGGGACACCCAAGAUGAGGCAGCCAGUGCUGAGGAGGAGCUGCUGCCCGGGGUGGAUGUACUCCUGGAGGUGUUCCCUACCUGUUCGGUGGAGCAGGCCCAGUGGGUCCUGGCCAAAGCUCGGGGGGACUUGGAAGAAGCUGUGCAGAUGCUGGUAGAGGGGAAGGAGGAGGGGCCUCCAGCCUGGGAUAGCCCCAACCAGGACUUGCCCAGGCGCCUCAGAGGCCCCCAAAAGGAUGAGCUGAAGUCCUUCAUCCUGCAGAAGUAUAUGAUGGUGGAUAGCGCAGAGGAUCAGAAGAUUCACAGGCCCAUGGCUCCCAAGGAGGCCCCCAAGAAGCUGAUCCGAUACAUCGACAACCAGGUAGUGAGCACCAAGGGGGAGCGAUUCAAAGAUGUGCGGAACCCUGAGGCCGAGGAGAUGAAGGCUACAUACAUCAACCUCAAGCCAGCCAGAAAAUACCGCUUCCACUGAGGCAUUCGCCAGAUUCUGCUAGAGCCUUCUAGAUCAGAUCCCAGAGGGAUGCAGGAGCCCUACACCACCAGAGGGCCCAUCCUAAUCCUGACCCCUUCUCUACAUCUUCUCUUACCUCCUUGCCCCACCAUGUUAACCUCUUGGAGCUGCCCAUGGGCACAGUAAAGGUGGCCCCAAGAA